Molecule: messenger RNA, 4721 nt
Organism: Pezoporus occidentalis (night parrot)
Lineage: Eukaryota; Metazoa; Chordata; Aves; Psittaciformes; Psittacidae
Gene: CASD1
Product: CAS1 domain containing 1
Exons: 18
Coding region: 140-2536 (798 amino acids)
Cellular component (GO): Golgi membrane
Molecular function (GO): N-acetylneuraminate 9-O-acetyltransferase activity
Source: RefSeq, a predicted model, not a curated record
GGCUGCUGUCAGCCGCUCCGGUGGGGACGGUGGCAGCCGGCAGUAGCGGCGGGGUCUGCCUUAGCCGCCAGCGGGGACCCAGUGCUGCCCCGCAGCGCCCGCCCGUUCCAUCGCACACUGUUGUCAUGGAGGAACCAAGAUGGCGGCGCUGGCCUACACCGGGGGCAAGCGGGAGAUCAACUACUACUUCAGCGUGAGGAGCGCCAAGGUGCUGGCGCUGGGCGCCGUCCUGCUCCUCACCGCCUGCCACGCUGCCUCCCGCCGCUACCGAGGUGGUGAUACGUGUGAGUAUCUUCUGUCCAGUGGGAGAUUUCUUGGAGAAAAAGUAUGGCAACCCCACAGUUGUAUGAUGCAUAAGUAUAAAAACAGUGAAGCAAAAAAUUGCCUCAUAGACAAACAUGUUGUGUUUAUAGGAGAUUCUAGAAUUCGACAGCUGUUCUAUUCAUUUAUAAAACUCAUAAAUCCUCAAGUCAAAGAAGAAGGAAAUAAGCAUGGAAAUAUCCCAUUUGAAGAUAAAUCUGCUUCAAUUAAAGUGGAUUUCCUGUGGUAUCCAGAAGUUAAUGGCUCUAUGAGACAACGUAUCAAAUCUUGGACUGAGAGUUCUGUGGCAAAACCUCAUAUAAUUGUAGCAGGAGCUGCCACGUGGUCUAUCAAGAUUCAUAAUGGCAGCAAUGAAGCCCUCACACAGUAUAAAAUCAAUAUCACUUCAAUUGCACCUCUUUUGGAAAAACUAGCGAAAACUAGUGAUGUUUACUGGGUCUUACAAGAUCCUGUUUAUGAAGAUAUGCUGAGCGAAAGUCGGAAAAUGAUCACUAAUGAGAAAAUAGAUGCUUACAAUGAAGCAGCUGUUCAUAUUCUGAACAGCAGCUCCAGAAAUUCCAAAGCUAAAGUUAAAGUGUUCAGUGUAUCGAAAUUGAUAGCACAAGAAACUAUCAUGAAGUCUACAGAUGGUCUGCAUCUGCCUGAAUCAAGCAGAGAUACAAAUGCGAUGAUUCUGAUGAAUGUCUACUGCAAUAAGAUAAUGAAGCCCAUUGAUGGCUCCUGCUGCCAGCCUCAGCCUCCUCUCACUCUGAUACAGAAGUUAGCUUUCUGUUUCUUUACUUUGUCCAUUAUUGGAUAUUUAAUUAUCAGUUUAAUUCAUCGGAAUAAUUAUCGGAAGAGCAAAUCAUGCACUGAUUUGGAAAGUGGAGAGGAGAAGAAACCUGCCGUCGGCACUCCUAAUGUUUCUACUUUAGAGAUGCUCUUACAGUCCUUCUGCAAACUUGGUCUAAUCAUGACCUAUUUUUAUCUAUGUGACAGAGCAAAUCUUUUCAUGAAGGAAAAUAAAUUUUAUACACAUUCAUCUUUCUUCAUACCAAUCGUCUAUAUCUUGGUUUUGGGGGUAUUUUAUACUGAAAAUACUAAAGAGACUAAAGUGUUAAAUAGAGAGCAGACUGAUGAAUGGAAGGGCUGGAUGCAACUUGUUAUUUUGAUUUAUCAUAUCUCUGGAGCAAGCACUUUUUUGCCUGUGUACAUGCACAUUCGAGUUUUGGUUGCUGCAUAUCUGUUCCAAACAGGUUAUGGACACUUCUCAUAUUUUUGGAUAAAAGGGGACUUUGGUGUAUACAGAGUUUGUCAGGUUUUAUUUCGUCUCAAUUUCUUGGUUGUGGUAUUGUGCAUAGUGAUGGACCGACCUUAUCAGUUUUACUACUUUGUGCCAUUAGUCACUGUCUGGUUUAUGAUCAUUUAUGCCACCUUAGCUAUAUGGCCUCAGAUAGUCCAGAAAAAGGCAAAUGGAAACUGCUUGUGGCACUUUGGUUUACUGCUGAAACUGAUUUGCUUACUGACAUGUAUAUAUUUUUUGUCAUAUUCUCAGGGUGCAUUCGAGAAGAUAUUUUCCUUUUGGCCACUGUCCAAGUGUUUUGAACUGAAUGGGAAUGUCUAUGAAUGGUGGUUUAGGUGGAAGUUGGAUCGCUAUGUGGUUUUUCAUGGGAUGCUGUUCGCUUUUAUUUAUCUGGCAUUGCAGAAACGUCAGAUGAUAUCAGAAGGAAAAGGAGAUCCUCUUUUCUCCAACAGAGUUUCAAAUGUUUUAUUAUUUAUUUCAAUUGUAUCCUUUUUGGCCUACUCUAUUUGGGCUAGUAGCUGUAAAAACAAGACAGAGUGCAAUGAGCUACACCCUUCUGUUUCUGUGGUGCAGAUUUUAGCUUUCAUCCUCAUCAGGAACAUUCCUGGCUACAUCCGAUCUGUGUAUAGCUCAUUCUUUGCCUGGUUUGGCAAAAUUUCUCUAGAGCUUUUCAUUUGUCAGUACCAUAUUUGGCUGGCAGCAGACACAAAGGGGAUCUUGGUGCUCAUUCCUGGAUAUCCGAUGUUUAAUGUUCUUGUCAGCACUUUCAUAUUUGUGUGUGUGGCACAUGAAAUUUCUCAGAUCACCAAUGAUCUGGCACAGAUUGUGGUUCCUAAAGACAACUCAACUCUGCUGAAAAGGUUGCUGUGUGUAGCUGGAUUUUUCUCUGGACUACACCUCUUCUCAGCAAUGCAAGAUCAGUCAAGACAUUGACUUGAAAAGAUUCUUGGAAACUUUCUUCAGGUUUAUUUUGUGUCUGCCUGAACAAAAAUUCUCAACUGGAGACACAAGAAGACAUUUAAAUUGUGUGGAAAAUAAAUGUAUAUAGUGCAAAUGUACAUAUUUUGUGUGGAAACAGCCUUCUCAAACAAUCUGAGAGCCAAGAAUGCACUGUACAGAAUUGCAUGUGAAAAUGAGUCUUUUCUACUGGAUAUAUGUUCCUGUUUACAUACAUGUUUAAACGUGACAUGAAGAAGUGAAGUUAAAUGGUUGAGCACUACCGUGGGCAUAUCAUGGAAUUACCUUUAACAUGGGUCAGCCGAACAAAGAGUGGAUGUUACUGGAGAACCGCCCUCACGUGACACAUGCCGGAAUCAUUCUCAUCAAGGAAUAAAGAAGAGCAAAGGUGUGAUGCUUCAGUAACGGUCACCUUUAGCUGAUGUGAAACAUGAAGUUACUGGUAAACCAGGGCAUUUUUCUGAACAAAUGGUAAUGUAGAAAUGAGUAUCUUGGGUGGAGAUAGUGUAUGUUAUGUGAAACCCUUUAUACGCAGGAAUAAAAAGUCAUCACCAAUUCAGCAAUUUAAGAUUGUAUACAAGUUUACAUAACAGUUUAUGGGGUUUUCUUUUUGUUUUUUUUUAAAUUUGAGAUGUUUUCAGCAAAUAUGGUGAAUUCUGAGGUGAUUUUUUUUUCCCUAAAAUUGUUUGCUUUUUCAUACAUUUUCCACUAACUCCUGUAACUCUGUGCAGUUCUUUGUAAAAUCUCAGUGAACAAACAGAUUAAUAAUUUUCAGAGACUCAGUUCAAGAUGGAGAAUUUUUUCCAACCGUUUCUGGUCAGAGGGAAUGCCGUCGUAACCACUCCAUCAGAUCUGAAGGGAGAACAGGGGAAUGGUGAUCUUUGAACCUCUGAGUUGUGGGUGACCUUGAACUAGGUCUCAUUGGGGAACUGGUGCCAUAUUUUAUCCUGUAAUAAUACUUUAACUUUCAGGAAUGCAAGUCAGCCUAUUGAUAUCACGAGGAAGAGGGACUGUGGUCAUCUUGUUGCGUGCAGAUGGCUGAGUCUCUGAAUUACAAAUGAAAUGAGAUUGGAGCUACUUGGAGGAACCUUUUCCCCCACCCAUUUUAAGAGUGCCCAUCUUUCUUACAAACUCUUUGCUUUAGCAUAAAAACUAAAACUGAAAGAAUGGCCCUUCAGUGUGGCAGUGACAAGCUGCAAUUUAUGUUCCACUUAGUGAAGUUAUGGUCAUUUCUUUAGUGUUUGUGGUUUUGGUUCAUGUCACAGCUUGACCUCUGGUUGCUUUUUCAUUUUAUUCUUCUACUGAUCACUUACUAUCAGUCAAAAACGCAAACACAGUAUUAUUUUCUAAGCAUUUGUGCAAUUACAUAUGAUUAUAAACAAUAUGAAUCCUAAUUUGUACCAUACAUACUAUCAUAGAAUAGGUUUGGGUUGGAAAGGAUCACCUAGUUCCUUCCACUAGACCAGGUUGCUCCAAGCCCUGUCCAGCCUGGCCUUGAACACUGCCAGGGACAGGGCAGCCACAGCUUCUCUGGGCAACCUGUACCAAUGUCUCACCAUGUCACGUACAUGGCUUUGAUCUUAUCCCAGUUUAAAAACUGAAUUCAAACUUGCAGCCACCAAUGUGUGUGAAAGAAAAAAAAAAAAAAGUGAAAAGAAUGGCUUCAGAUUUUUUGGUUGGGAACAGUUUCUUUUAAAGAUUGACCAGCUCAUCAUAAAAAAAGAAAUCAUUCACUUCCCUCAAAUUCAGCAGUUUUACUGCAAGCUAUUCUGAAGCUAUGGGAAAGAGACUCAGCUAUUUGUUCUUCGCAUGUGUAACUUCCAACACUUGGAAAGUCAACCUACUUAACUGGCUGCAAGAAACGGUGCUGGCAAACGCUGCAGUGGGGGCAGGAUGCAUAACCUCCAUCUAUGCCAGUAUUAGGAGCAACGGGGAAACUGUGAGUUUGAGAGAGACUUUCUGUUUUGUUCUUCACAACUUAAGUAUUGUAGAUAUAAUUUUAUUUAACUUUUGUACAGACUUGGUUAAAAGAUUUAUUUUUAAUGUUUGCAAUAAUGCACUUGUUUACUAUUACUGUAUGUGGGGUAAAUAUAUUUUCUUUUCAGGUCAUGUAAAAAUAUGAAGUAAUUUAAACAUUAAAUAAACGUGCUGUGGAUGCUUA